Molecule: messenger RNA, 618 nt
Organism: Schistocerca gregaria
Lineage: Eukaryota; Metazoa; Arthropoda; Insecta; Orthoptera; Acrididae
Product: tetra-peptide repeat homeobox protein 1-like
Exons: 2
Coding region: 34-456 (140 amino acids)
Source: RefSeq, a predicted model, not a curated record
CACUCGACAACCACGAACACCACAAGCAGCAGCAUGAACCAACUGACCACAGGUGUUCUCCUAGCAGUGCUGGGCAUGAGCUCUGCAGGCCUGCUGCAUGGACUAGGGCCCCUGCAUGGUCCAAUUCUGCCUGGACCGGGACCCCUGGCUGGACCGGGACCCCUGCCUGGACCAGGACCUCUUCCUGGACCAGGACCUCUGUCUGGACCUGGUCCCCUGAGGUUCGGCCAUGGCCCCUUGCCUGUCUAUGCACCUCUGCAUGCUCAUGCCCCCCUUCACCUAGGGCCUGGCCCUCUGCGUGGACCAGGCCCGCUGCCUGGACCAAGCCCACUGCUUGGACCAGGCCCCCUGCCUGGACCAGCUCCCCUGAGGUUAGGUCCUGGACCCCUACCAGGUCCAUUGCCUGGUCCAUACCAUGGUCCUCUGGAUCAUGGACCUGCUCCUCUGUGGCAUUAAGUUGCUUCCGAUCGACAUUUCUCUGUCACUGUGUUAGUGUACUCCUGUUUGAUGAAGUACUAAAAUUUUAUUUAAAUAUUCUCUGUUAAGGUAUUUGUGUUCAAUUAGCUUCCUCCUGUGUAUAUAACAGUGUGGAAAUAAUAAAAUGUUUGUUAACGUUUA